CCGCCAGCCAGCCAGUCAGUGCGCUAGCCAGCCAGUCAGCGCGCCAGCCAGUCAGUCAGUGCGCCAGCCAGCCAGUCAGUGCGCCAGCCAGUCAGUCAGUGCGCCAGCCAGCCAGUCAGUGCGCCAGCCAGCCAGUCAGUGCGCCAGCCAGUCAGUCAGUGCGCCAGCCAGUCAGUCAGUGCGCCAGCCAGUCAGUGUAUGAGCAGCAGUAGAGAAGCAGAAGUGACAGAGCAGGGUUAGAUGUUGCCUCCCAUGAAGUGGUUAGGGCUGACAGACAGGCCAAGAGAGAGGUUAGGGCUGACAGACAGGCCAAGAGAGAGGUUAGGGCUGACAGACAGGCCAAGCGAGAGGUUAGGGCUGACAGACAGGCCAAGCGAGAGGUUAGGGCUGACAGACAGGCCAAGCGAGAGGUUAGGGCUGACAGACAGGCCAAGCGAGAGGUUAGGGCUGACAGACAGGCCAAGCGAGAGGUUAGGGCUGACAGACAGGCCAAGCGAGAGGUUAGGGCUGACAGACAGGCCAAGCGAGAGGUUAGGGCUGACAGACAGGCCAAGCGAGAGGUUAGGGCUGACAGACAGGCCAAGCGAGAGGUUAGGGCUGACAGACAGGCCAAGCGAGAGGUUAGGGCUGACAGACAGGCCAAGCGAGAGGUUAGGGCUGACAGACAGGCCAAGCGAGAGGUUAGGGCUGACAGACAGGCCAAGCGAGAGGUUAGGGCUGACAGACAGGCCAAGCGAGAGGUUAGGGCUGACAGACAGGCCAAGCGAGAGGUUAGGGCUGACAGACAGGCCAAGCGAGAGGUUAGGGCUGACAGACAGGCCAAGCGAGAGGUUAGGGCUGACAGACAGGCCAAGCGAGAGGUUAGGGCUGACAGACAGGCCAAGCGAGAGGUUAGGGCUGACAGACAGGCCAAGCGAGAGGUUAGGGCUGACAGACAGGCCAAGCGAGAGGUUAGGGCUGACAGACAGGCCAAGCGAGAGGUUAGGGCUGACAGACAGGCCAAGCGAGAGGUUAGGGCUGACAGACAGGCCAAGCGAGAGGUUAGGGCUGACAGACAGGCCAAGCGAGAGGUUAGGGCUGACAGACAGGCCAAGCGAGAGGUUAGGGCUGACAGACAGGCCAAGCGAGAGGUUAGGGCUGACAGACAGGCCAAGCGAGAGGCUAGGGCUGACAGAUAGGCCAAGAGAGAAAAGUUAAGGCUGACUGACAGAAAGAGAGAGGUUAGGGUUGACUGACACAGUGAUGGAGCCUCAGCCAAGACCAGGUGGUUGAGAGGAGACAGUAAGCACGAGACAUGAUGACACCAGCCAGUAGGCAGACAGUCAUCCUGAACUGACGGGGGGAUGGGUGGAGGUAGGGACACAAGAGAUUGGGAGUGGAUGAGGGUAGUAGUGGGACGAGGUCAGUAAAACAGAACGAAUUGUGUUAUCAGUGAAGGUUAUGCACACAUUUCAGCCCAGGUAGCAGUCACACACUCAUCCUACAUGGCAACAUCAGCAUGUGUACCUACAGUAUCUGUGGUGUCAUGUAGCCGUAGCAUGAAAAGUCAUCAAACUACAUUCAGCCACGGGACAAUGUCUUCUUGAGUGGACGGUCAGGGGGCCAGAUCAUAACGGCUAGCGUAGCCUAGUGGUUAGAGUGGAGGGGCGGCAGCGUAGCCUAGUGGUUAGAGUGGAGGGGCGGCAGCGUAGCCUAGUGGUUAGAGUGGAGGGGCGGCAGCGUAGCCUAGUGGUUAGAGUGGAGGGGCGGCAGGGUAGCCUAGUGGUUAGAGGGGAGGGGCGGCAGCGUAGCCUAGUGGUUAGAGCGUUGGGCCAGUAACCGAAAGGUUGCAGGAUCGAGUCCCCGAGCUGACAAGGUCUGCCCCUUCUGCCCCUGAACAAGGCAGUUUAACCCACUGUUCCUAGGCCGUCAUUGAAAAUAAGGAUUUGUUCGAAAUUAUAAGAAUUUGUUCUUAAAUGACUUGCCUAGUUAAAUAAAAGGUGAAGUAAAAAAAUAUUUUACUGAGUUACCGUUCACAUGAGGAAAUCAGUCAAUUGAAAUAAAUAAAUGAGACCCUAAUCUAUGGAUUUCACAUGACCCAUCUGUUGAUCACAAAUACCUCUAAAAACAAAUAUCUUGUCACGGUAGAUCUGUAAAUUCAAAGUGCCAUCAAUAGAAAUGCAACUGUAUUCAUUCAUCUUUGCUUAUGCCCUACCCCCAGCACCACGGGGCAGUCUGUUCACAACGUUGACGUCAACAGACUGCUCGCCCACGCCACGCCACGCCAUACACGUGGUCUGCGGUUGUGAGGCCAGUCGGAUGUACUGCCAAAGUCUCUCAAAUAACGUUGGAGGCAGCUUAUGGUAAAGAAAUUAACAUUACAUUUCUCUGGCUACAGCUCUGGUGGACAUUCCUGCAGUCAGUAUGCCAAUUGCACGCUCCCUCAAAACUUGAGACAUCUGUGGCAUUGUGUUGUUUAAACAAAACUGCAUAUUUUAGAGUGGCCUUUUAUUGUCCCCCAGCACAAGGUGCACCUGUGUAAUGAUCAUGCUGUUUAAUCAGCUUCUUGAUAUGCCACACCUGUCAGGUGGAUGGAUUAUCUUGGCAAAAGGACAAAUGCUCACUAACAGGGGUGUAAACACAUUUCUGUGUGAGAUAGUGGAACAGACAGAGGCCUAUGAUGACUUCCUGUUUCCU
Molecule: messenger RNA, 2676 nt
Organism: Oncorhynchus keta (chum salmon)
Lineage: Eukaryota; Metazoa; Chordata; Actinopteri; Salmoniformes; Salmonidae
Product: translation initiation factor IF-2-like
Exons: 6
Coding region: 241-1197 (318 amino acids)
Source: RefSeq, a predicted model, not a curated record